Paramecium sonneborni is the source of this 237-nucleotide messenger RNA. The record is from the annotation of a GenBank genome assembly. NCBI's taxonomy places the organism in Eukaryota, Ciliophora, Oligohymenophorea, Peniculida, Parameciidae.
AUGAUCGUAAAAUUUCAUUGCCAUUAAUCUUUUCAGUUGUACAUUGUUGUUUACAGCGUUAAAAGAAAGAAGAAUAAAAAUAGAACGACAUAAUAGAGAAUUUGGAUAUUCAAAAAAAAGAAACCUAAGAUAAGUUGUUCAAGUAGAUAAAAUACAGAAUUUUGUAUAAAAGAUACUAAGAAUCACUAUUAAUAAUUUACACCAAAGAGUAAUUAUUUAAAAAAAAUAAAUUUCUGA